AUGCUACGAACCAAAGCUACGACCCCGCCUGCGUCGUCGACGGCUCGGGUAAGUCGUACGUCGAGUUUACCUUCGAACAACCAAACAGCGGCUGCAGUUGUUGACAAGAAGAAGCCGUUGUCGGCUCCACGAGAUGGCAGCCGCGCUAGACAAUGCAUCUCCCGCACGGAUAAGGACAUGUCGUCCCCCACUGGCGUGACGGUUGGCUUGAAAAAGGGAAGCAGUGCUGCUGCCACCGCAUCUGGGCCCUUGGCCCGAGGAAGCAAGCAAACUCUGCCAGGGAACAAUCAGCUCGAAAAGACCACCCCAACGGCCAAGAAGUUGCACGGGAUGCCGUCGGCGGCCUUGAACAAGCACAAACAAGCUGACCCGUGGAGCUCCAAGAAGAAAUCCAAAACGAACUUUGGCUCGUCGUACCAAGCGGGCAACAUUCCUUGCCGCAUCAACCAUGGUGGCAUCAAGAACAGCCUGCAGUGGAACACGCCCCCCGAAGAACUAGAUUACAACCCUCUAUUGGUCACAUGUUGCGAAGGGUUUCUCGAAACCGACCACCCGUUUGUGUUUCUUGCGCGACAAGGCUUUCAAGAUCUCAUGGGGGCCAACGGAGCCGACGACAAAGUUCGCCCGCUCCUGGGCAUGCUGAUUCCCCCAAUCCGUGGGGCCCUCAUGUCUUCAGACGACGAAGUUAUCACGGUGGCCCUCCAAGCAAUUCAAUCCGUAUCGGAAGCGGUGGGGGCAGACAUGAACGUGCAUUUGGCAAAGCUAAUCCAACAAGUGCAUCGCAAGUACACGAAUAAGGCGUUGAAGGGACCGAUUGACGCGACGUUGGCGGCUUUGGAGCGGAACGGGGGCACCGAAGCGUUGCGCAUCAUCCGCACCAAAAUACCUACCUAUGUGUCAUUAGUGUAGCUCAACACAUCGUGUUAUGCCUCCCAAGAUUCCUUCACCACGUUGGACACAACACCAUCAAGGCACAUGAUAGGUUUGACAGGCCAUAGUAAACAUGUACCA
This is a messenger RNA of Aphanomyces astaci, 1011 nucleotides long. RefSeq lists its product as hypothetical. Bases 1 to 909 code for a protein of 302 amino acids. The transcript has 6 exons. The record is from RefSeq and is a predicted model, not a curated record. Lineage: Eukaryota; Oomycota; Saprolegniomycetes; Saprolegniales; Verrucalvaceae.